Messenger RNA from Sabethes cyaneus, 1709 nucleotides. Its product is annotated as O-phosphoseryl-tRNA(Sec) selenium transferase. Gene Ontology annotation, molecular function: tRNA binding; O-phosphoseryl-tRNA(Sec) selenium transferase activity. The record is from RefSeq and is a predicted model, not a curated record. Gene Ontology annotation, biological process: conversion of seryl-tRNAsec to selenocys-tRNAsec; selenocysteine incorporation. The coding region runs from base 177 to 1619 and encodes 480 amino acids. NCBI's taxonomy places the organism in Eukaryota, Metazoa, Arthropoda, Insecta, Diptera, Culicidae. The transcript is spliced from 3 exons.
CGUAGCGAAAUAUUCUUUAUUGUGCUGAUUGCGUUUUUACUUCUUACAUGUCACAUUAUUUAACAAUAUAAUUUGAUAUAAAAGCGCGAAUUAGGACAAAGUUACGGUGCAAACAGUCUAUAUAAAACAACCUGUCUAGUAACUUAAAAAAUGCCGGCGUAAAUUGCGUUACAAACAUGAACGAGUUUACACUUAAAACAAUUGCUCCAGAUUUGGUACCAGCCAACUACCUUUCAGUUGCGAACGGCGCCCGUGUUCACCGGGAUAAACAAAUCAAAACGUUACUGGAAAAGAAAAAGCUUCCGGAAAAUGGAUGGGAUAACGCCUCCAUAGAAUAUUUUAUCAGUGAACUAUCCUUGAUGGAUAGUAAUAAUUUCAUAAAACCCUGCGGAAUUGGAGAGCGUGAAGGUAGAAUUAUUUCGGAACUGGUUCGUAGACGACACUACAACUUUGCUCACGGGAUAGGCCGAUCGGGUAAUUUAACUGAGCCGCAACCGAAAGCAGCCGGUUCUACACUGAUGAGCAAUCUUACUAAUUGCUUACUGCUCGAUUUGAUACGAGAAAUGGGUAUAAAAAGUUGUAAGGUGGCUAUUCUUAUUCCGCUGGCGACUGGAAUGACGGCAAUGCUAACUUUAUUAUCGUUGAAAACAAAUCGACCAGAAUCUAGAUAUGUGCUGUGGUCUCGAAUCGAUCAAAAAUCAUGCUUGAAAAGUAUAACAACAGCCGGUCUGACUCCGGUUGUUAUCGAUACUGUCCCUCGACAUGAAAAUGGCCAUGACAUAUUCGGAACUAACGUUAGCGAAUUUCGCUCUAAAGUUGAAGAGCUUGGAGCCAGUAACAUUUGUUGUGUCCUGUCUACAACCAGUUGUUUUGCACCUCGAACUUGCGAUAACAUCAUCGAGCUGGCCCAGCUUUGCAAGGAACAUGACAUUCCACACAUAGUAAAUAAUGCUUACGGUCUGCAGAGCACAUAUCUGACGCAUCAGAUAGAACAAGCCGGUCGACUUGGUCGUGUAGAUGCAUUCAUCCAGAGCACUGAUAAGAAUCUGCUAGUGCCAGUCGGUGGGGCAAUUAUAGCGGGAUUUGAGAAAGCAUUCCUUGAUCAAAUUUCAGCAUCAUACCCCGGAAGGGCGUCGGGUUCACAAACCAUAGAUGUACUCAUAACUUUACUCUCGUUGGGGAAAAACGGUUACUUGAAGUUGACCGCCGAGCGUAAGGAGCUUCAUCGGUACCUAUCGGAGCAGUUGCACCAGAUUGCUGUACAUUACGGAGAAUCGCUGGUAUUUGGUAAAAAUCCUAUUUCAAUGGCAUUGACUUUGAAUCAUUUCAAGUCCAAUGUCGAUAUGCUCGGUGCUAUGCUGCAUCUUAAAGGAGUUACGGGAUGUCGGGUAGUGAAUUCAAAGGAUUGUAAAACUAUAGUUGGACGUACUUUUCAAGCAUGGGGUGCCCACAGCGAUCUCGCCUCAGAACCGUAUCUGACGGCUAGUGCUGCCAUCGGCAUCAGCCGCCAAGAAAUCGAUACCUUUCUUCGCAAGUUGAGGAACAUUUUUGGAGAUUUGAAGAAGGCUGACGAAGCAACGAUUACGACUGAUGUUCUGGACAAAGAAAAGAAAAACUAAAUAUAACUACCCGAACAUUGAUCUAUAAUCUAAAAGUUCUGUGAUGUUAGACAAUCAACAUUCUUAAUAUAUUUACCAAAUUUGGCAAAG